AUGAUAGAAAUUAAGGUCCCGUCGGGUCCCGUCGGGUCCCGUCGGGUUCGGUCAAAGAUCUUCAGUCGUCCGACAUCCUGUUCAGGCGUCAACACUUCAGGCUUCCUGUCCGUUGUCACUACCCGAUACUCUGUCAGGCUGGUGAAUGGGACCAGUCUGUGCUCAGGCAGACUGGAGGUGAAGACUAACCAGUCUACCCAGCGCUGGUCCUCAGUGUGUGAAAAUGACUUUGACCAGCAGGAUGCAGAGGUGGUCUGUAGGGAGCUUGGCUGUGGGGCUCCUUCAGUCCUCCAGGGGGCGCUCUAUGGAGAAGUGGAGCCUCCAAUGAGGACCAAAGAGUUCCAGUGUGGAGGCCAUGAGUCUGCUCUCCUGGACUGUAGCAGCUCAGGCUCAGAUAGAAACACCUGCUCACCUGGAACAGCUGUUGGACUCACCUGCUCAGAGCCUGAUGCUGUCAGACUGGAGCCUGAAGGCAGCAGCUGCUGCCUGCAGAGAGUCAGACUGUGGCUCUGCUGUUUCUGUAGAAGAGAGAGAAGAGUCCUCAGACAGAUCUGUGUGGGGAUCAGGUCUGACUGUGUUGAGUCUGGAUCUACUCUGAGGGAGUGUGCUGCAUCAUCAGGUUCCUCUUCCUCCGUCCUUCAUCUCACCUGUUCAGACUCUGUCAGGCUGGUGAAUGGGACCAGUCUGUGCUCAGGCAGACUGGAGGUGAAGACUAACCAGUCUACCCAGCGCUGGUCCUCCGUGUGUGAAAAUGACUUUGACCAGCAGGAUGCAGAGGUGGUCUGUAGGGAGCUUGGCUGUGGGGCUCCUUCAGUCCUCCAGGGGGCGCUCUAUGGAGAAGUGGAGCCUCCAAUGAGGACCAAAGAGUUCCAGUGUGGAGGCCAUGAGUCUGCUCUCCUGGACUGUAGCAGCUCAGGCUCAGAUAGAAACACCUGCUCACCUGGAACAGCUGUUGGACUCACCUGCUCAGAGCCUGAUGCUGUCAGGUUGGUGGGAGGAGCCAGUCGCUGUAGAGGAACACUGGAGGUGAAACAAGGAGAAUGGAGACCAGUGAAGGACUAUUACUCUGACUGGAGCCUGAAGACAGCAGCUGCUGCCUGCAGAGAGUCAGACUGUGGCUCUGCUGUUUCUGUAGAGAGAGAAGAGUCCUCAGACAGAUCUGUGUGGAGGAUCAGGUCUGACUGUGUUGAGUCUGGAUCUACUCUGAGGGAGUGUGCUGCAUCAUCAGGUUCCUCUUCCUCCGUCCUUCAUCUCACCUGUUCAGUCCCCAUCCUGACCACGCCCAUCCCCACUCUGGCCAUGCCUUUACCAUGUGGCGAACAUGAGGUGUGUUUAGGGUCCCCCAUGUGUCCAGGCCCUCCCCUUACAUUAGGUGAGUUUGACGUGGUGUGA
Messenger RNA from Perca flavescens (yellow perch), 1392 nucleotides. RefSeq names its product antigen WC1.1. Lineage: Eukaryota; Metazoa; Chordata; Actinopteri; Perciformes; Percidae. Gene Ontology annotation, cellular component: membrane. The transcript has 8 exons. The coding region runs from base 1 to 1392 and encodes 463 amino acids. The record is from RefSeq and is a predicted model, not a curated record.